Messenger RNA from Mesocricetus auratus (golden hamster), 174 nucleotides. It is a transcript of the gene Ctxnd2, whose product is annotated as cortexin domain containing 2. The transcript has a single exon. The coding region runs from base 7 to 174 and encodes 55 amino acids. NCBI's taxonomy places the organism in Eukaryota, Metazoa, Chordata, Mammalia, Rodentia, Cricetidae. The record is from RefSeq and is a predicted model, not a curated record.
GUCCUCAUGGAAGACUCCAGCCUAUCCGAUGGCAUCGAUGUGGACAAAGGCUUUGCCAUUGCCUUCCUUGUCUUUGUGUUACUCUUUCUGAUACUGAUGGUUUUUCGGUGUGUGAAGUUGGUGAAGAAUCCCUAUGAAGCCAGCUCCACAACCACAGAUCCAUCUCUGAGCUGA